AAAGUUAUUUUGGUACUUUACAUCAUGGACGUCUCCCCAUCAGAAACUACGUUAUCGGAAGUAUUUCGUUGCUUCAUAUGCAUGGAAAAACUGAAGGAAGCCCACCUUUGCCCGCACUGCUCCAAACUGUGCUGCUACAUGUGCAUACGCAAAUGGCUGACCGAGCAGAGGUCGCAGUGCCCCCAUUGCAGGGCCUCCCUGCACAUGCACGAACUGGUGAACUGCCGUUGGGUCGAGGAAGUCACCCAACAACUGGACUCGUUGAAUGGGGGAUGCUCCAGCGACAGAAGAGCCGAAGAAGUGAACAAAGACAGGUGCACGAAGCAUUUGGAGAAGUUGUCCGUGUACUGCUGGACCUGCAGAUGCUGCAUCUGCCAUCAGUGUGCUCUUUGGGGUGGAGAACAUUGCGGUCAUACUUUCAAACCUCUCGACGAGGUUUACGAGCAAAAUGUCACGCAGAUUAGGGAUGAGGUUGGACAGUUGAGAAGAAGGUUGAUGGAGUUGAUAAGUAUAGUGCAAGAAGUGGAUAGAAACGUAGAGUCAGUACGGAAAGCUAAGGAUGACCGCGUGCGUGAAAUAAGAACCGCGGUAGAACUAAUGGUCAAUAAACUUGACACUCAAUUAAAAACGAAACUCAUCACCCUCAUGAAGCAGAAGGAGACUUUAACACAAGAAACGGAACAAUUGGAAAAAUUACUACACGAAACAGAGCAUCAACUCCACAACUCCACCAGAUCUGAGUUGAUUGGAAAAAGCUCCGAUUUAAGCAAAAAGAUACAAUCAGUUAAGGAAAAACCCAUGACUUCUUGUGUUACUGCACCUGUCCCAGCCGACUUCCACAGGUAGAUGUGUUCUUUAGAUCAUUUUAGGUAAUUUUGAUGAACUCUUAUAGUGAAAUGAUUCCCCCAUAUGAAAGCAGCACUUUCAUAAUGCACAACUUCUCGAAAGCCAAGCUAGAAUCUGAGCCGGUCUACUCUCCACCAUUACACUCAAAUGGUUUAUCAUGGAGGCUGAAAAUAUACCCAGAUGGUAAUGGUAUUGUCAAAGGAAACUAUCUAUCUGUUUUCUUGGAGUUAAGCUCUGGUUAUCCAGAAUCAUCCAAGUAUGAAUACAAAGUAGAAAUGCUUCAUCAGGCGGGUGGGGAUUCAACAAAAAAUGUUGUUAGGGAGUUUUCUUCAGAUUUCGAGGUUGGGGAAUGCUGGGGGUACAAUAGGUUUAUACGGUCUGAUCUUUUGGUCAGUGAGGGCUAUUUAAAUGUUCCUUUGGAUACUAUUGUGCUAAGAUUCCAAGUAAGAGCUCCGACCUAUUUCCAGAAGAGUAGAGAUCAACAAUGGUACAUUAACCAGUUACAAGCCAUACAAAAUAGAUAUAUUUCACAGAUCAACGAAUCCAAAGAGAGACUGGCAGGAAAAUUUUGCAAAGGGUCCUCCAAAUCAGAUUCAACCAGAUCCCAAGCUAAGAAUGUCUAUAAACUAAAUAACAAUGAAGUACAUCCAGAUAGAAUUCCUUUUACUGACCAUGCUUUUCAAAAAAGUACCAACACAGAAAGCUUCAAGAAAAGUAACACAGCUUUACAUCCUGCAAAAGGGUCUAGCUCAGCUUCAUCCUCAGCUACGUACAUUAAAAACAAACAAUCAGAAAAUAAUACUGAAAAUGAUAAAACUCAAAGUAGGCCUUUGCUAGGGCUUGGAGUAUCAUUAAGCUCACCAAAUUUACUGAACUUUUCCAUGUCUUUGGCCCUCAGCAGCAGCAGUAGUGAGAGCGAUAUAAGUCAAACUGAAUACGAAGCCAUAAAUGAUGACGAGGCAUCCAAUGAUGAUAAUGAAGAAAAUAUAACAGGAAAUGGUGAUUAUUUAAGCGAUUCAAGCGAGUCGCAUUGUCCCCACCACGAGACAAGCUGUCAGAUUGCGGAAAGAGAAAUAUGCCAACUUAAAAAAACCAGAUCAAAAUAACUUUUUUUACAUAAACCGUGCUAAAUUAUAUGUAUGAUGUUUGUUUUUGAGUAGAUAAUACAAAAUGCAUUUUUGACGAGUUAUUUAUUAUAAAAUAUAUACAUCAGGUACAAUUCUUUUUAAAAGUCUUAAUUUAAUUAUUAUUAUAAUUAAAAUUAAAGGAUGACUUGUUGGUACUGAAGGGGGCCU
This is a messenger RNA of Brassicogethes aeneus, 2141 nucleotides long. The record is from the annotation of a GenBank genome assembly. NCBI's taxonomy places the organism in Eukaryota, Metazoa, Arthropoda, Insecta, Coleoptera, Nitidulidae.